This is a messenger RNA of Adineta ricciae, 4140 nucleotides long. Lineage: Eukaryota; Metazoa; Rotifera; Eurotatoria; Adinetida; Adinetidae. The record is from the annotation of a GenBank genome assembly.
AUGGUUCAACUUGCUAAAGUUUCAUCGAGGAAUUCAUCUAGUAGUGAUGAUUCCGAUGAUGAUCAACCAGUGAAAAAAGCUUUCGCUCCAGUUCAAAAGCAGGUUACAACACCUGCACAAAAGGCUGCUCCAUACACAAAUGGAAAUAAGAAAAAACAAGAUUCAUCAUCUUCCUCGGAUUCUUCUGAUGAAGAUGCACGAAAACCAUCUACAAAUUCAAAAUCAACUCCAACUGCACCACCAGUUAAAGCUGAUUUGAAGCGAAAAGCAGCAUCAUCGAGUAGCUCAAGUUCAGAUUCGGAUGAUGCAGCACCACCUGCUAACAAAAAACAACCUCCAUCAACGCCAACCAAAACUAAUGGAACAUCAGUUGUUAAAAAGACUGGCAUCCCACCACCAGCUAGUCUCAUAAACAACAAGAAAAAGGAUUCAUCAUCAGAUUCGGAUUCAUCUGAUGAUGAUGACAACAAGAACAAAAAACAAACACCCGUCAAAGCAACAACAACUGCCAAACCACCACAACAACCAAUCAAGAAAUCAGCUGCGAAGUCGAGCAGCAGUGAUUCUGAUUCAGAUGACGAUGAUGAUCAACCAAACAAAAAGACACCACUCGUUUCCAAAGUGACACCGAAAGCUGCCAUUCCUCCACCAGCCAGUCUGACGUCAACGAAGAAACAAGAAAGUUCAUCUGACUCUAGUUCUUCUGAUGACGAUGCAACGGCGAAGAAGGCACCAGUUAAAGCCGCGCCGACUCCCGCAGCUAAGGUGGCUACUCCUCAGCUAGCGAAGAAAGCAGCAUCAAGCAGUAGUGAAUCGGAUUCUGAUGAUAAUGCGAAACCAGCAGUAACUAAGACAUCAGUAGUCAAGAGUGCACCGGUAGUCGUGAGCAAGAAGAAAGAUAGUUCAUCUGACAGCAGUGAUUCAUCGAGUGAAGAUGAAAAAACGAAGAAGUCAACAAAUGUCUCAGCUGUGAAACCAGCGGCAACGCCAGCACCAGCCGUGAAGAAACCUGUUGUAACAAACAAUAAGAAGAAAGAUUCGUCUUCAUCAUCAUCAUCUUCAGACUCUGAUGCAGCAGACAAUAAGAAGGGUAAACCACAAGCAGCGCCAGCAUCGACGAAAACGCAUGUGACUCCAUCAAAAGUGAAAAAGGCUAGCAGCUCCAGCAGCAGCGAUUCUGAAGAAGAAGUAUCGACUGUUAACAAAAAGAGUCCAGUUAAAACACCAGUACCAACUUCUACAGUUAAACCAACAGCCGCUCUGUUGAAUAAGAAUCAAAAGUCGUCGAAAUCCUCGUCCGAUUCAGAUUCAUCAGAUUCUGAUAACAAUCGCAAAAAAACAGCUGUAGCUGCUGCAAUUAAACCAAAAGUUGUCGCUCCUGUCACUGCGAAGAAAGCAGCUUCAUCAAGUAGUAGCAGUACUAGUGAUUCGGAUGAUAAUAAGAAACCAAUUACAUCAUCAGUGAAAGCUCCCGUUCCGACAACUCCAGUCAAGAAAAUUGCUGUUACGGCAUCAUCAGCUUUGGCAAGCAAGAAAACGAAAGAAUCUUCAAGUUCGGAUUCUUCAGAUGAUGAUGAUCAUAAGAACAAAAAACCGGUUCAAGGUGCACCAGUCGCUGCAAAGAAAACAACAAAAUCUAGCAGUUCUAGCAGUAGCGAUUCUGAUUCUAAACCAACAUCUGCGAAAAAACAACCAGCAACUCCAGUGAAAGCUCCAGCAGUAACAACAAAUGUUGUCAACAAAAAGAAACAGGAAUCAUCAUCUUCAUCGGACUCUUCAGAUGAUAACAAAAAAAAACCACCUGUAGCCGUUAAACCAACUCCAGUUGUUACUAAACCUCAAACAAAAGCAUCAAGUAGUUCAAGUAGUAGUGAUUCAGAUGAUAAGACUUCAGCAAACAAGAAAGUCCCUGUUUCACCUGUCAAAAAACCAGCUGUCACGUCGUCGACAACUGCCCCGACAAGCGCCAAAAAGAAAGAUUCGUCUUCGGAUUCUGAUUCAUCAGAUGAUGAUACUCAGAAAAAGGUACCAGUUAGACCGACAUCAGUCACCAAACCAGUUCAACAAGCAACAAAGAAAGCAGCUUCGUCAAGCAGUAGCAGUGAUUCUGAUGAUGAUAAGCCGUCAAAACCUACCGUCACGGCAAUAACACCAAAAGCUGCUAUUCCACCGCCAGCUAGUCUCAUAAACAACAAGAAAAAGGAUUCAUCAUCAGAUUCGGAUUCAUCUGAUGAUGAUGACAACAAGAAAAAAAAACAAACACCCGUCAAAGCAACAACAACUGCCAAACCACCACAACAACCAAUCAAGAAAUCAGCUGCGAAGUCGAGCAGCAGUGAUUCUGAUUCAGAUGACGAUGAUGAUCAACCAAACAAAAAGACACCACUCGUUUCCAAAGUGACACCGAAAGCUGCCAUUCCUCCACCAGCCAGUCUGACGUCAACAAAGAAACAAGAAAGUUCAUCUGACUCUAGUUCUUCUGAUGACGAUGCAACGGCGAAGAAGGCACCAGUUAAAGCCGCGCCGACUCCCGCUGCUAAGGUGGCUACUCCUCAGCUAGCGAAGAAAGCAGCAUCAAGCAGUAGUGAUUCGGAUUCUGAUGAUAAUGCGAAACCAGCAGUAACUAAGACACCAGUAGUCAAGAGCGCACCGGUAGUCGUGAGCAAGAAGAAAGAUAGUUCAUCUGACAGCAGUGAUUCAUCGAGUGAAGAUGAAAAAACGAAGAAAGCAGUUAACGUGGCAUCUGUGAAACCUAUACUAACGUCAACACCAAUUGCUAAACCAGUUAAACGACCAGCUUCAUCGAGCAGCAGUGAUUCAGAUGACAAUACCACAGCGAAGAAAACAACUCCAGUGAAAGCUGUUGUCACGUCAGUAUCUGCGAAAUCUUCUGUGACAAACAAUAAGAAGAAAGAUUCAUCAUCAUCAUCAGAUUCUGAUUCACCGGAUGACAAGAAAAAGAAAGCAGCUCCAAACGUUAAAUCUGUACCGACACCAAUUGCUAAGAAAGCUGCUAGUUCAAGUAGUAGCAGUGAUUCAGAUGAUGAUAAGCCCGUUCAAAAGAAACCAGCGCAAGCGACUGCUGCAGUUAAAACACCCGUUAUUCAAGCAAAUACCGCCAUUAAGAAGAAACAGGAUACAUCCUCCUCGUCAGACUCUUCUGAUAACGAUACAAAGAAACAGCCAGUGAAACCGACUGUAGCACCUGCUCAGCCUGCCAAACGAAAAGCAGCAUCAUCAAGCAGUUCGAGUUCAGAUUCAGAUGACGUUGCACCACCUGCCAAUAAGAAAGUGGCUCCUUCAACACCAACGAAAGCUGUAGCAAAACCUGCAGUGUCAUCAUUAACUAAUCUCACAAAUAGCAAGAAAAAGGGUUCGUCGUCGGAUUCUGACUCGUCGGAUGACGACAAUCAAAAUAAAACGGCUUCGAUUGUACCAGCUAAAACAGCACCUAUUACUAAACCAGUUCAACAAGCAACAAAGAAAGCAGCUUCUUCAAGUAGCGGCAGCAGCGAUUCUGAUGAUGCACCAGCACCGAAGAAACCCGCUGUUGUCAGCAAACCAACAGUUCAAUCAGUGAAUCUCUCUGCCAACAAAAAGACUGCAGCAUCAAGCAGCAGUAGCGAUAGCAGUGACUCUGAAGAUGACAAAGCGGCGACAAACAAAAAAUCACCACAAAAACCCGCUGUCAAUGGUACAAGUAUCGGUAAACCAUCUAUAACAACAGUUAAUGGUAACGGUAGUUUAAAACGAAAAGCAUCAUCAUCAUCAUCGAGCGAUGACUCAACAGAUGACAAACCAACUAAAAACGCGUCGACUAACGGAAUUGCUAAAGUUAAUAAUCAGGUGACUGUUACCCCACAAGAUAAUAAACAACCAAAACGUAAAUCAUCGCCUUUCCGACGCGUUCGAGAGGAAGAUGCUGAUCCCGAAUAUUUGAAAAAAGUUGGCAAAAAUGCUUUUGAGCAAAAGGCCGGUGCACGUGGUUCAUGGGGCGAAAAAGCGAAUGCUGAUUUAAUCAAUACUCGUGGCAAAAGUUUUCGUCACGAGAAAACGAAAAAGAAACGUGGUUCAUAUCAUGGUGGAAAGAUCGAUUCAGUGAACACAUUUUCAAUUAAGUUCGAUGAUUCAGAUGAAUAG